Toxotes jaculatrix (banded archerfish) is the source of this 3658-nucleotide messenger RNA. Its product is annotated as transmembrane protein 229A. The record is from RefSeq and is a predicted model, not a curated record. The transcript has a single exon. Lineage: Eukaryota; Metazoa; Chordata; Actinopteri; Toxotidae. Bases 105 to 1193 code for a protein of 362 amino acids.
GCUUGCAGCCGCAGCUCUUUUCACUGCGCGACCGCAGCGGAACAGAUCACAAAACAAUGUGUAGGAAGAGGACGAAUCUCUCAGGACAGACAGACUGACUGAUCAUGGCCGGUCGGUGGCGAGACGGUACUCGCAGCCGUUCAGGAGACCCCGCCGGGGGCCUAAACACGACGCGAACGCCCCGCCAAGAAGAACCGUCUGGGGGCACCGAGGACGCGGCGGAGUCGCUGCGGGAGCUGCCGCGGUGGAUGCGGCUUUACUUCUACGGGAUGCACGGCGUGACUCUGGAUGUCCUGCUGUCAUCGUUACAGGGGGUUUUAAAUUAUCGGGAUCCUAAACUGGUGGGGUUCUCCUCUCCGUAUCUCUGCAUCAUGCAUUCGCUGACCCACUUUGCGCUUGAGAAGAUCUACUCACAGAAGAGAUGUUUCCGAGGUCGGCCUGUGGUGUUUCAUCUUGUUUUCUAUCCGUCUGUCUUCAUCGGGCUGCAGAUCCUGAUCGGGAACAUUAACACUCUGACCGAGCAGGUGAAGGUAGUAUCAGGGACGCAGCUGGCGGUGCACUACAUCUUGGCUCUCUACUUCGCCCAGGUGUUUCACAGAGGGCUGUCGAGGUUGCAGUAUCACCCCUCAUGUCCCACCGACCUCCUGAGCAAACCCGGCCCGGAGGACAGCGGUCACAAUCGUGCGAGUCCUCAGGGUCUCCCCGGCUUUGUGCGGUUCUUGUUUUUCGGGAUGCACGGCUUUCUGGACGAGGUGCUUUUCACCUCUAUAUUCAACCUGGUUGAGAAGUCGGACCGGACCCUGAGCGGUCACACGUCCCUGUGGUCUUUCCUGAUGUACGGCAGCUGCAGCUUCGUGGUGGAAAAGCUCUACCUCCACCUGCACUUCAGCAGAGGCUGGGGGACGUGGCAGCGGCUCCCCAUCUACAUCUGCUUCAUCUACACCUGGGAGUUCUCCUGGGGCCUGGCCCUGAGGCAGUUUGACGCCUGCUCGUGGGACUACUCCCAUUAUCCUCACAACUUCAUGGGACUCAUCACCCUCCUCUACCUGCCUGGCUGGGUCUGUCUCAGCCUGUACCAGGACGUGCUGUCUAAUGUCCUGCUGAGGAUCAAGUGCACCAAAGAAGUAAACGAUGUGAGUGGGGAGAAUGGAGAGGUCAAUGGACAGCUGGAGGCAAAGAAAAAACUACUCUGAUUUUUCUUUUUGAGGAUUUAAAUACUUUCUUGGGCACAAUCUGACCCUCAUUUGACUGAUGCAGAAACAAGGCGGCAUUAUUUAUUCUAGAAAAAAAGGGAAUAGGGCAUAUAUUUAUUACUCAAACUGAACGAAUGAGGCAAGAGAAAGUUAGAUUCUGUUUGAAUAGGCUGUGGUUAAACAGUAUAACAUGGGACCAGUUAACUCAAACCAAGACAAUUACUUUGGUUCAGACUAGAGGAGACAGAUAUUUUCAUGACAGCUGAUGCUGAGAUGUUGAAUAUAGGAUACAACAUUUUGUGCGGUUACUGUUUGCAGCAAGUUUCCUUUGGAAUCUGGAGACUUGUUACCAAAAUGCAGAUGAGACAUUUUCCAGUUGUGGACUCUGCAAUGCCUGAUGUCUCUGGGUCCAUUAACAAAGAUAAAACACAACUUAGGACCCUGUCUGUUUACCUGACCUGUUUUAAUUCAGUUAAUCUACUGCCAUUUUUAUCUCUGAUGUUAGCUGUAGUUGUAAUAUUAACCAGUUUACAAGUCUUCAUGACUUUGGAGUUGUGAAUAUUCCAUUUUUUUUAAUAACUGCAGGGGCAGAUUUGCCAUCUCAUACAUUACACAUACUGUGGCAGGUCAAGUUUGGGUCGGACCUAUAUGUCAUUUACAUAUGCAUUGGCAUGCUUUAACUGUAGCUCAUAUCUGCAUGAUAAACAAACAAAAAAGUAGAAGUAAAAUUUACAAAAAAAAAUGAAAAGAUUUAGGUUUGUUCUUCAGAAGACAUGUAUUUCCACCUAAGAUUCAAAAGUCAGUAUUUUCAAGACAAAGAUAUAUAUAAAAUAUAAACAGUCAGUAGUAUAUAGUGAUAGUAUCCAUCUGCUGUCUUUUCUCAUGCAAAUAGUUUUUAAAUGUUCAUAUCAUUUUACUUUUUUAAUUGUUAGUCACAUUUUAAACAUACUCCCAAUUUUCACUCUGCUUGUUAAUAUGAUCCCAGAGCAAUGCUUGGCAACUCCUAGAGUAGAGAUAAACCCAGUAAUAUAUGUAGCAAGAGAAAACCUGUAGCUAAAUGGACACGAGGAGCCUAGUGAGAUUUUACUGUGAAUCUUUCAUGAACCAAACGUUACUUUGCUGGAGUGCCUUCCUCUGCAAACUGAGUCAGAUGUGCUCAAAGAAAACAAAGCCAAGUGUUCCCGGGUCUCUUUUUAUCUGUAAGUGCUCCACUUGUGGGUUGGAGUUACAGUUCUGCUGUAUGAGACAACUGAAGCCCAUCUGAACAUUUGGAGCACAGUAAAUGUUUUAUGUACUUUAACCCUACUUAAGACAUUGUUUUAAAGCUCAGUCGAGUCACACGAUCUCUAAAACACUUCUACUGAUCAAGUUCAUCUCAAACUGAUGGACAUGUCUUGUUAAAAGCAACUUCAGAGCUGAUACAGAAAUCUGGCUCAAAGAAAACAUUUCAUUUAAAUCCACUGAUCAGACUAGUUUGAUAGAAUAUAGUACAAAGUUUAGAGGAACCAUUUUAAGAAAAUGGCUUCAUAGUGGUCUUAUGUCUUUUGAGCAAACCAAUCUAAGUACCUUGCACUGUGACUAAAGAAAUGGUGGUAUCUCUUAGCAAACUUGUCAGCUCUAUACAAGUCGCGUUGUUAAGCUGGAGGUUGGAGUUGGUUUCUGAAAUUAACAUCCUGGUGAACUGAUGAAUUUAUCAGCAACUGUAGCUGUUUCAUUCCCACAGUAGUAUUUAAAGUCAGUACUGGAAUCAAUCCUGUCAUUUAUGAAGGUGCCCUUUAAUCAUUUCUGUACAAGUAGGAAGCAGUUUGUUCUAAACACAGCUGACUUAUUUUAGGCAUGAGUGUUAUUUUCUUAAAUCUUUAGAUAAGGUUGUGAUUUACUAAAAGCAAAGCUUGAAUGAAUUUCAAUACAGUUCUGCUAGAUUUGAGUCUGUUUUGAGAGUUCAGUAAUUCUAGUGAUAAACGUCAAUACAGUGCAUAAGUAAUGUUUUCAUGCGAUUUCUAUCAAGGAUUCAAACUGAAUUUUGUCUAUGCACAUUUAGAAAGAUAUUUGUCACAAACAUUGUCUUCUUGAGGUGUUGAAACAUUUUAAAUCAUGUCACAAACAAGUCAAAAAAGUCAAAGUAAUGAGUUGGUUUUUUUUUUUUUUUUUUAGUUUUACUUGGCAGCUAUAUUGAGGUUCUUUAACAUUUGAAUUCUCUGAACUACGGCCACAUGGAUGAGUGACUGAACUUUUUACAUCUCUGAGAUUUUCCAUGGCCAGACAACUGUAAUUUAAUCAUAAUUUUCUUUUGUGUUGUGUUAUUCACAAAAUUCAAAAAACACUAAACUGCUAUUAGGAAAAUAAUGAAAGGUUGGAUUAAAAACGCAAAUGAAAGUAAAAAGUGAUGACUGAUUUGCAAUGGCAUGUACUGUACAACUUACAAUUUUAAUUAAAUCUUACAUUUUCCAGUGACAUGACCAGCA